UUGGCAGGCUUGGGAGCCGUGAGGGUGUGGCCCGUGGGAGCGUGGUGCGGAGCCCGGGCUGCUCGGAGGGCCCGCGGGCGCUCUGGGACCCGCCGGCGAGACCCCCGUCCCCUUCUCCGGCCCUCUCUCGUGCCCAGCUCCCGGCGAAAAGACCCCGCAGAGCCUCUGCCGGAGCGCCCCAUCGGUGCUGCGGGACCUGCUGGGGGAGGCCAUCGAGAAGGACCUGCAGGCUCCGGCCCAUGGCCUCUGACCACAGUUCCAUGACUUCUGCUGCUGGCACGUCCCAUGUGGGUGGCACCGGUGUCCAGCCAGGGGCCUGGCCCGGCAUCGUCAGCAUCCAGGCCACCUGGGAGAACGGCACGUGGCACAUGUGCACGGGUGUCCUCCUCAGCUCCCAGUGGGUGCUCACGGUCGCACACUGCUUCGCCAGGGCCGGGGGCAUCUCCAUGUGGGACGUGGUGAUAGGGGCCACAGAUCUGACUCAGAUGGGCCCUGAGGCUGUGGUGAGACGCAUCCAGAGGCUCCUGGUGCACCAGCACUACGUGGCUGCCACGGCCAGGAACGACAUUGCCCUGGUGGAGCUGGACCAGCCCGUGGAGUGCAGCGACUACAUCCAGCUGGGCUGUGUGCCCGACGCCUCGCUCAGGGUCUCGGAGCUGAAAUCCUGCUACAUCGCCGGCUGGAACUUUGCCAGAACUCAGGGAACAGGCAUGGUGCUGCAGGAGUCCAAGGUCCACCUCAUGGACACAGAGCUCUGCAACAGCAGCCGGUGGUACGCAGGGGCCAUCCAUCCCCGCAACCUGUGUGCUGGCUACCCGCAGGGCGGUAUUGACACCUGCCAGGGGGACAGCGGGGGUCCCCUGGUCUGCAAGGACAAUGAAGCUGACUACUACUGGCUGGUGGGAUUGAACAGCUGGGGAAGAGGCUGUGACAGAGCCAGGCACCCCGGGAUCUACACCUCCACUCAGCACUUCUACAACUGGAUCCUGCUCCAGACGGGCCUGAGCCCUGCAGAAAGAGCUGGUCCAGCACCGGAGCCAGUUGUCACCUUGGCCCCUGAGGAGGAGCCUGAGGAACCAGAGGAACCAGAGGAACGCAUCAACUUGACCCCUGAGUACAGCCAGAGACCAGCAGUGACAUCCUCGGGCACGUCACUGCCCAUGGCAUUCCCACACCAGAUCCUGGUGCAUUUCUGGAAUCUGGUGCAGGAGUUCCUGCAGUUUCGGAAGGACAAAAAAGCCUCAGCAGCAGCAGGAUGAGCAGGAUCCAGGGCUACCUACAGUGGAUCAUGGCAGCUCCUGCUGGGCCAAAGGUAGCCUUGGGGCCAGAGGCUUCUCUGUCCUGCCCAUGCUGCUGUGCUGCAGCCACAGCAAUGCUGAUGUGACUGAGGCAUUGAAGUAAAGUUUCUGUGUUCACCAUUACCCGUGUUUUCAGCCCUGCUCAGUGCACUCGCAGGCUUGCAGAGUCCCUGCUCUCUCUGUCCAUCUGCUGUGCUGUUCACAUUCAUUCUUCAGCCUGGAGAGGGCUCCAGGGAAACCUCAGUGCCCCUUGCAGUGCCGGAAGCAGGUUAUAAUAGUGGGGGAGAGUGGCUUUUUGCAUGGGCAGGCCAUGACAGCACAAGGAGGAAUGGAUUAAAUCUAGAGGAGGGGAGAUUGGGAUGAGGUGCUGGGAAGGAGGUUUUACUCCGAGGGUGAUGAGGCCCUGGCCCAUGAAGUGUCCAAAGCCACGUUGGACAGGGCUUGGAGCAACCUGGGAUAAUGGCAGGUGUCCCUGACCAUGGGAGGUGGUAGAAUGAGAUGAGCCUUAAAGUCUCUUCCAACACAAACGAUUCUAUAAUGCUACAAUUGCAAUUUAUAAAAGAAAAAUAUUGAAAAUUUA
Messenger RNA from Serinus canaria (Common canary), 1878 nucleotides. Its product is annotated as acrosin-like. Gene Ontology annotation, biological process: acrosome reaction; proteolysis. Gene Ontology annotation, molecular function: serine-type endopeptidase activity. NCBI's taxonomy places the organism in Eukaryota, Metazoa, Chordata, Aves, Passeriformes, Fringillidae. The transcript is spliced from 6 exons. The record is from RefSeq and is a predicted model, not a curated record. Bases 240 to 1259 code for a protein of 339 amino acids.